This is a messenger RNA of Carica papaya (papaya), 743 nucleotides long. NCBI's taxonomy places the organism in Eukaryota, Viridiplantae, Streptophyta, Magnoliopsida, Brassicales, Caricaceae. The record is from RefSeq and is a predicted model, not a curated record.
AUGAGCAUGGGCAUUGGUUAUCGGAUGUCUAGAAAUAAGAAACUGCUUGAUAAGGGUCUAACUCCUCCAUAUGUAGAUGAUGGCCUUAUUGAGAUUGUUGGUUUUAGAGAUGGUUGGCAUGGACUUGUUUUACUUGCCCCAAAAGGACAUGGGACUCGUCUUGCACAGGCAACCAGAGUGAAGUUCGAGUUUCAUAAGGGUGCAGCUGAUCAUACUUUCAUGAGAAUCGAUGGGGAACCAUGGAAACAACCCCUUCCAGUAGAUGAUGACACAGUUGUUAUCGAACUUUCUAACCUUGGCCAAGUAAACAUGCUUGCUACUCCACUCUGUCAAGCCAAAAGUGUAUAUGACCCAUCUUCACCAAUGGGUAACCGUGAGGAAGACGAUGACAGUAACGAAGAAGACUCAAUAGAAGAUUCAGAAGAGAGAAAAAAGUUUGGAGCAGCUGCUACCUUCAAAUUUCCAGACGGGAUUGAUAUCGCUCACCUCAGUUAGAAGAAUUAACAGACAUCAUUGUGCACAUAGUUUUUUGCUUCUCUCCCUGGUUGAUUGCACAUUAGGUUUUCAUUGCCUUUUUUUGUUUUGUUUUGUUUUGUUUAGCAUCUUGUUAUUCAGUGUGUACAGGUUGCAAACAGAUUAGUUAUUUCUCUUUGAUUAGAAUUCCAGUUGUUUCUGUUCUUGAUUAUCAUAUACAUAGAUCUGUAACUGUAGUGAUUGAUGGUUAAUUGGCUUUAACUUUCAAA